AUGGACACUGUUCUUCGCCAGUCGAAGGCCAUGUGCCCUUUCCUGAAGAAGGCCUCCCCCGCCACCCUCCGCGCCCUGUCGACCUCGACCCGCCCCCAGGCCUCGCAAUGCGGCGGUACCAUCUCCAAGCUUCAGCUGCUCGGCCAGCGCUGCCCCAUCAUGGGCAAGGCUCUGGCCGUCCAGUCUGCCCGCACUGGCGUCUGCGGGGCCGCCACGGCCGUCUCUGGUCUCCGCGCCUUCUCCGGCCACCACAAGGCCGGCAAGGCCAAGAUCCACACCAGCCGCCCCAACGAGGCCAGGGCUGUUGACGGAGUCCUCAACCACCGCGAGGUCCAAUUCCCACCUAGGUUACCCGUCAACCAGCAGGCCAGCGCCGCGGAUCGUCCCGCCAGGCCGGCUUCGUCGAGCCCCAAGUUCGACUACGAUGGCUUCUACGAGGUCGAACUCGACAAGAAGCACAAGGACAAGUCCUACCGCUACUUCAACAACAUCAACCGUCUGGCCAAGGAGUUCCCCACGGCCCACAUGGCUAACAAGGAUGAGCGCGUGACGGUCUGGUGCGCCAACGACUACCUGGGAAUGGGCACGAACAAGAAGGUCAUCAGCAAGAUGCAACAGACCCUGGAGGAGUACGGCUGCGGCGCCGGCGGAACGAGGAACAUUUCCGGCCACAACAAGCACGCCGUCGAGCUUGAGGGCACCCUCGCAAAGCUGCACGCCAAGGAGGCUGCCCUGGUCUUCACCUCCUGCUACGUGGCAAACGAUGCCACUCUCGCGACGCUGGGAAGCAAGAUGCCUGACUGUGUCAUCCUUUCCGACAGUCUCAACCACGCCUCCAUGAUCCAAGGAAUCCGCCACUCCGGAACCAAGAAGAUUGUCUUUAAGCACAACGAUCUGGAGGAUCUUGAGUCCAAGCUUGCUUCCCUACCCCUGCACGUCCCCAAGAUCAUCGCUUUCGAGUCUGUAUACAGCAUGUGUGGCUCAAUCGGACCCAUUGAGGGCAUCUGUGACUUGGCGGAGAAGUACGGUGCCAUUACCUUUCUCGAUGAAGUCCAUGCCGUAGGCAUGUACGGGCCGAGCGGUGCCGGUGUGGCCGAGCAUCUCGAUUGGGAAGCCCACCAACAAGGACGACCCGAAGGCACCAUCAUGGAUCGCGUCGACAUCAUUACUGGAACUCUGGGCAAGGCAUACGGCUGCGUCGGCGGAUACAUCGCUGGCAAGGCCAAGUUGGUCGACAUGAUUCGAUCUCUUGCCCCUGGCUUCAUCUUCACAACUUCCUUGCCACCGGCGGUGAUGGCCGGUGCCAAGACUUCCAUUGAAUAUCAGAUGGAGUACAAGGGUGACCGCUUCCUCCAGCAGAUGCACACUCGUGCCGUCAAGGAGGAGAUGGAAGCCCGCAAUAUCCCGGUCAUGCCCAACCCAUCGCACAUCAUCCCCAUCCUGGUGGGCAGCGCCGAGGUCGCCAAGCAGGCCUCGGAUAUGCUGCUUCAAGAUUACCAGAUCUACGUCCAGGCUAUCAACUACCCCACUGUUCCCCGGGGCCAGGAGCGUCUGCGCAUCACGCCCACUCCUGGUCACACCAAGCAGUACCGGGACCACUUAGUCAACGCCGUCGACGAGAUCUGGACUAAACUGGGUAUCAAGCGUACCUCCGACUGGGCUGCUGAGGGCGGAUUUGUCGGUGUUGGUGUGAACGAUGGACAUGUCGAGCAGCCGCUCUGGACUGACGAGCAGUUGGGAAUCGAUAAGAUCGCCGACGAAAUCAAGGCCUCCAAGCCCGCCGACAAGAGCUUCACCGAGCACCUCCUCGAGCGUCAAGCCUCCGGACAGGUCGUGAGCGCUGCUGCAUAA
This is a messenger RNA of Neoarthrinium moseri, 1851 nucleotides long. RefSeq lists its product as uncharacterized. The record is from RefSeq and is a predicted model, not a curated record. Gene Ontology annotation, molecular function: pyridoxal phosphate binding; 5-aminolevulinate synthase activity. Lineage: Eukaryota; Fungi; Ascomycota; Sordariomycetes; Amphisphaeriales; Apiosporaceae. Gene Ontology annotation, biological process: heme biosynthetic process. Gene Ontology annotation, cellular component: mitochondrion. The coding region runs from base 1 to 1851 and encodes 616 amino acids. The transcript is spliced from 2 exons.